AAUAACAACAUCCAAAUCCGCGAUUCUCUCUCUAUUCUGUGUGUGUACAACACGCAAUAAAGUGUAAUAUCAUCCGAAGCAGCUCCGUGGAGAAAGGCGGUGUAAACCGGGCUCGAAACUGCGGCGUUGUUCCCAGUACAGUGUUUGCAGCUGAAGUUAGUGCCGCUGGCGGAGUGAUAUAUUUGUUGGUUAUUUACAGUACGUUUUAUAGCACGCGCUCAUGAUAUACAAGAUCGCGUGAAGAGUUGAAUUUGUUAUCGCGCACAAAUUUCCGCAUACUGUCGAGUCUCUGUCAAACCCCGGCACCUCACCAAGACUAAAGGAAUUUAAACAUACAGCCUACAAUCACCUGUCACUUUACCUCCUGAAACAAUUGAGCUUGGUGCGCCGUAUCCAAUGAUUCCGCCCCUUUGUUCCCUUUUCUGAAUUCUGAUUGGAACAAUGGAACAUCAGUCCCUUCCAAACAAGUAACUGUGGCAGGAGAGUGCAGUGGUCCAGCCCUGUGGAUGCUGAACGGGCAGGGAGGUUAAACGAAGCGCUGGAACUGAAGACGGCCGCAAAUAAGCAAGUCCUUGGAGAAGGUUUUUAAGUCAUGAUGCAGGAGUCAGGGACAGAGGCGACAAACGGAACGGCCAAUCAGAACGGCGCUCCACCUAGUGUGGAGGGACACAGAGAAGUUCGAUCCAAGAGCGCCACACCUUCCUCUGACAUCACAGCAUCUGACCUUGUGAACUUCCAGCAGCAGCAGGCCUUACAAGUUGCACGACAGAUCCUUCUCCAACAGCAACAGCAAAGCAGUGCCCACAAGUCCCCAAAAAACAAUGACAAGCAACCUGCACCACAGGUCCCAGUUUCUGUUGCUAUGAUGACACCACAGGUCAUAACUCCUCAGCAGAUGCAGCAAAUCCUCCAACACCAGGUUCUGAGCCCACAGCAGCUCCAGCUGUUACUGCAGCAACAACAAGCACUGAUGUUACAGCAGCAGCAACUCCAGGAGUUCUACAAGAAACAGCAAGAACAACUCCACCUUCAGUUCAUCCAGCAGCAGCAUGGCAGCAAACAGCAGAGUAAAGAGGUGUCUGCGCAGCAGUUGGCAUUCCAGCAACAGCUGCUUCAGGUUCAGCAGCUUCAGCAGCAGCAUCUCCUGAGCCUGCAGAGACAAGGGCUGCUGUCCAUUCAGCCCAACCAGACUCUACCCCUGCACUCCCUCACUCAGGGCAUGAUUCCAGCCGAACUGCAGCAGCUGUGGAAGGAGGUGACAAACAGCCAUGUAAAGGAGGAGAACAGCGCGACCAAUAACGGUCACCGGGGUCUGGACCUGUCAUCCCCCUCCCCUGUUCCCCCCAAAAACCACAACCAGCAUGGAUCCACCAACGGCCAGUACAUCAGCCACUCGCUCAAGAGAGAGGGAUCAACGUUGGAUGAUCAUUCUCCUCACAGUCACCCUCUCUAUGGUCACGGAGUCUGCAAAUGGCCAGGAUGUGAAGCCGUGUUUGAAGACUUUCAGUCAUUCCUGAAACAUCUGAAUAAUGAACAUGCCUUGGAUGACAGGAGCACGGCGCAGUGCAGGGUACAGAUGCAAGUAGUUCAACAGCUGGAACUGCAGUUAACGAAAGACAAAGAACGUCUCCAAGCAAUGAUGACUCAUCUUCAUGUGAAGUCUACAGAGCCCAAACCUGCCCCACAGCCACUGAACCUGGUCUCUAACGUCACCCUGUCCAAGACGGCUCCUGAGGCUUCGCCGCCCCUCAGCUUACCCCAAACGCCCACCACCCCAACGGCCCCCCUCACACCACUCUCACAAACCCACUCUGUUAUCACCCCCACCAGCCUGCACAGUGUCGGUCCCAUGCACAGACGCUACUCGGACAAGUACAUCAUGCCCAUAUCUCCAGAUAUUGUCCAGAACAAAGAGUUCUACAUGAAUGCUGAAGUACGACCUCCUUUCACAUAUGCUUCGCUAAUACGGCAGGCAAUACUAGAGUCGCCAGAAAAACAGCUAACACUAAACGAGAUCUACAACUGGUUCACGCGAAUGUUUGCAUAUUUCAGACGCAAUGCAGCAACGUGGAAGAACGCAGUGCGACAUAACCUUAGUCUUCACAAGUGUUUUGUGCGGGUAGAGAACGUUAAAGGGGCGGUAUGGACCGUCGACGAGCUAGAGUUCCAAAAGAGAAGGCCGCAAAAGAUCAGUGGAAGUCCGGCUCUAGUAAAGAACAUCCAUACCACUUUGGGAUAUGGUCCCGCUCUUUCUGCAGCCUUCCAGGCUUCAAUGGCAGAGAACAACAUACCUCUAUACACUACCGCUUCCAUCGGAAGUCCCACUCUUAACUCUCUUGCCAGCGCCAUCCGAGAUGAAAUGAAUGGGGCCAUGGACCACGGGAACAGCAACGGUAGUGACUGCAGCCCUGGACGCUCGCCCCUGCCAGCUAUGCAUCAUAUCAGCGUAAAAGAGGAGCCACUGGACCCCGAGGAGCUCGAAGGUCCCCUUUCCCUUGUGACUACAGCCAAUCACAGUCCAGACUUUGACCACAACAGAGAUUACGAGGAUGACCAUGGUCACGAGGACAUGCUGUAAGCCUGGUUUCUCCCAGGUCCUCUGCUGAAGAGGCCAUACUAACUGCGGUCACCUGUGAGACCACUCCAGACAUAGCAAGCCCAAGACUGGAUUCACAAUCCUCUUGUUGACAGCUAUUAAAAUGUUCCAAUUUACUCUUAGUGCCAUUAAAUACGAAACAAAAUACGAGAUAAGAAAAUCUAUUCCAUUUGGAAGUAUUUUUGAUUUGUUUCUACUUUUCGGUUUAAAGACGAGAUAAGUACGUUUCUACUCAUCGCCUGAUGAAGAGUCGUUUGGUACUGGGGCCUGCUUUUACUUCCUUUUGGCAUAAGUGUCACUGAGACCAGAGCGGACAUGAAGACACAGCUGAGAAAGACUUGUUAAUAAACACUGAUCACGAACUCUCACACACAAAUCAAGUCACAGUGUGUGUGUACGUAUUAAUUCAUUGUCUCUGCCUUCCGAUCUUCUCAAAGGGACCGUUCACCCAAAAAUGAAAAAACUGUCAUCAUUUACUCACCCUUAUGUGGUUCCAAACCCGUAUGACAUUCUUUCUUCCAUGAAACACAAAAUGAUUUGUUUUAAAGAGUGUACUUGGUUGCUUUUUCAUAUAAUCAAUAUAAUGAGAGUGAAAGCUCUCCCUGAGUUCAUGAAAGAAGUAGGGUUGUCUGAACUGUGAGCGAAUCACUUUAAGUCAGAUCUUUUUAGUGAAUUAGUUGAAGUUCAAAAGCAACUGACUGAUUCUUGACUUCAGCUCACUGAUCAAUGAUCUGCUCACAGCUCAAUGAAAGGGAAGGUUUUCAGUGAAUGGUGACUUCGAUUUUGGAUUUUUAGAUUCUUACCCAGGACUUGGAAUAUAGGAAAACAAUAUGGACCCCCUUUAUGAUGCUUUUAUGUCACUCCACUCCUCAUUAAUUGCAAAAUGCAUGAAAAUGAGCAGCUGGUACACUCUUUAAAAAUGUCUUAUUGUGUGUUUUAUGGAUAAAAGGAAAGUCAUACAGCUUUUGAACAACAAGAUUUUGAAUAAAUGACAAAAAAAAUUUAAGUGCACUAUUCCUUUCAAAUUCGUUGUCAUCGCAGCUGGAGGAUAUCUUUUUGGUGUUUUGAGUGUUCCUGGGCAAAUAAUUUAAAGUAAUGUCUUCUCAUUACUCUGUGGUGUUAGCUAUAUACAGUAUCCUUUUUGUUGGGUUUGUUUGUUUUGGUAACUGAUCAGACCUCAUGAAUAAUGACGUGGAGUUAUGGCGUGCUUAGCACUGGAUGAAUGUUAAGGGUUCUCAUGCUCUCUUUUUUCUUUCUUUCUUUCUUUUUCGAGACUGAAACAGAAUGUCACAUUACCUUGUAGUUAUUUUUCUGUCAUUUAUUGCUAGCGUUUCAGAUCACCACUUUGCAGUCACAUUGCCCUUGCGUGCCGACACACAAACACACACACACACACACACACACACACACUCUCUUUCCCGCUCAUGAAGUCCAUCUGCAAAUGCACUACUUGUAAUGAAGGCUCCCUCUCCACGCACCAGUGAAGUUUAAUUUUCACGUGGAAUGAAUGACAGAGAAAUCAACGUAGGUUAACGUUUAUCGUUCUGAAAUUAUACUUUCAAAAAUCCCCUUUUGUGGUGAUGCAUGUUAGCGUCAACCAAAUCGCUAAUCGAAACCAUCAUCUGUACUGCAAAAUGAAAUGUCAAAAAAUGUUGAAAUAAGCACCAUGGAGAGGAUUGUUAGACAAAAGCUAAUUGUGAUUUCUGAACGUUAUUGUCGGCAUAUAUGAAACUUUUAUUUUUUUGCCUUUUUAUUCAAUUCUGUCUAAAAAGACUUUAAACUGCAUUCCCUCUAGUUUCAGUAUCUGUCUCGCCACAUCAAUGACCAGCUCAGUCUCUGUUAUUAGACAUGAUAAUACUUACACACGGGAUAAACGUAAAGGGAUUAUAAACCACAGCCAUGACCACUGAGCAUUACGGCACUGGGGCAACCCACUAUGACCAUUCGCUUCUUGCCACAUCACCUUGGAAACCAUUGUUUCUGACUGGCUGUUUCCACGCAGGCCAUUUGAAUCUGGGAAGCAGCUCUGAAUUGGAAGCUGCUGUCGCUGACUAGUUUUGAUUCACAUUUUGGGACUGCGCAAAGAUGAGAACAGACUUUAGAUUAGGCUUCUACAAAUCAUACUGACUGCGUUUUGUUUUUCGAAUGUCUGCAACCAACCACUUUCUGUGUUCUUAUUUAUUACUUCCAUUUUUAUUGUCAUCUUGUUUUUACUUAAGUUGACGUUUAUGUGUCUUAUCUGUGACUACCAAAGAUACAAGAUACUACAAGUUAAUAUAUUCUAUGUUCCAUGCAAUAGCUAAACAAAAGGCCAAAUAUCCUUAUAGUGUUCCCCGCACUGGCCAGACGCAAUGUCUGUUACUGUGUCUGGCUUAUUAUGGUGAAGAAGAAAAAAAGCCAAAGGGUUGUUCGAUGGGCAGCUGUAUGUCUUUGCCUGUGACCAAAAUAGUAGAGGAAAGGCAGAGAUCAAGACCAACACACGACCAAAUCAAAGCAAUGUUGUCUUUGGGCCAAUGAAAAGGAAAAAAGGGAGUGUUCUAUCAGGAAAUGAUGGCUAUAAAGGAGAAGGAUAUGGAUGAAAGAGCUUAGGACUGUUCACUGUCGUCACAGGAAAUUUAAAUCCAGGAGGGGGAAACAUUUGCAUAACACAAUGUGAAUUGAACUUCAAACUGGACCACACAAUGAUGAGUUUCAUUUGUUCUCAUACUUUAGAAUUGUUUUUUUUUUUUUUUUUUUUUUUUUUAAUUUGAAAAAAAUUGUAUGCCACUUACCUUGUAAAUUCGAAACGGGAUUCCCAAUGUCCUUUUGUUAACCUUGGCAAUGCUCUAUGAUUGUGUUUUAGUGUCUGUCAACUUAUUACUUUUUUAUAUUAAAAAACACUCCUGUCAACCAAUAAGCUGGGUACAAGGUACUUCAAUGGCAGUAACUACUAUUUGUAAAUUUAUCCAAGCAUUUCGUAUUGAUGAGAAGGAGUCACUGAAAUGAAUCGAGCAUACGGGCAGCUGCAUUGGGAAAGAUUCGGGGCUCAUCUGAGGGCUGUUUCUGAUUGUUAUUCUUAAGAAGACAGAUGAGACCAUUCGUCGCAUGUGUAGCUCGGCAUUACUGAAGAAAUACAGCAUGAGAAACUGUUAGUAUGCAUACCUCAGUUCAAACCUAUAGGGAAUGAGUAACUAAGAAAAAGAUGUAACAUUUCACUCAGUUGCACUUAGUUGUGUGUCUUGCAUGUUUAGUCUAAAACUGUAACAAACUAUUUUAAGAAAAAGAUUUAAGAAAAAAUAUAUAAAAAUCAGAGCUUGUUUAUCAUGAGGUUGUUUUUUUUUUUUUCUUCUUUUAAAUCAAUCCAAACCUCAGGAUUUUUUGUCGUUAAGAAACGCCACUCAGCUUCUUCAAUUUAUUUUGCUUCUCACAUUGCUUCUCACAUUCGGUAAACUGUUUCUGUUUCUGAUCUUUUAGCUCAUGUUGAAGUAGGUUGUACAUACAACACAUUAUAGCUUGUGUGUCCUCAUUUUCUCCUGAUUCUUUUCAAAGAACAAAAAAAAAAAAAAAAAUACUGUUUGUAUCACCAUGUUUGCUUAAUCACAAAUGCUUUGUAUUUACUAUUAAAAAAAGACGGAAAACACAAA
This is a messenger RNA of Cyprinus carpio (common carp), 6219 nucleotides long. Its product is annotated as forkhead box protein P1-B-like. Lineage: Eukaryota; Metazoa; Chordata; Actinopteri; Cypriniformes; Cyprinidae. Gene Ontology annotation, biological process: regulation of transcription by RNA polymerase II. Gene Ontology annotation, cellular component: nucleus. The record is from RefSeq and is a predicted model, not a curated record. Gene Ontology annotation, molecular function: DNA-binding transcription repressor activity, RNA polymerase II-specific; RNA polymerase II cis-regulatory region sequence-specific DNA binding.